Molecule: messenger RNA, 2945 nt
Organism: Labeo rohita (rohu)
Lineage: Eukaryota; Metazoa; Chordata; Actinopteri; Cypriniformes; Cyprinidae
Gene: slc38a7
Product: solute carrier family 38 member 7
Exons: 12
Coding region: 352-1749 (465 amino acids)
Biological process (GO): amino acid transmembrane transport
Molecular function (GO): L-histidine transmembrane transporter activity; L-methionine transmembrane transporter activity; L-aspartate transmembrane transporter activity
Source: RefSeq, a predicted model, not a curated record
CCUAUUGCUGCUCCCUGUGUUGCUGUGUUAGCAGAACGUACCCCAGAUCUCAGUGGAGGCGGUAGCCGCAUCUUUAUUUCUGUUCCUCACUGAAAAAUACCACACUUAUGCUCUUCAGUACAGUACAGGACCAGUGAAAAACAUACACAUGAGGUGGCGAUCACAAAACGUGACAGCCUCUCUGUAACUGUAUGGACCCUGUGGAUGUGCGUUAGUCCAGGAGUGUGUUUGCACCAUUGCCCCCUCAAUGGUGGCGACUCCAACUGACAGCACAAGUGUGUUUGCCUCUACUUUUGCCCUAUGGUGUGUCCUUGUCAGUUUAUCUGAGAGUCUGUGAGAAAAGCAAGCAUCAUGUCAAGGGCAGAAAGGGCGAUUAAUAGUGAAGCGGGUGACUGGGGGUACAGUGAGGAUGCUGGUGAAAGAGCAUGGCUCUUACAGAGCCCCAGUGUGGACUCCAUCCAACUACCUACUCAGUCAGACGACAGACGUGGAGGGACUUCAUUACUUGGUGCUGUGUUCAUUGUAGUGAAUGCUGCUCUGGGAGCCGGACUUCUUAAUUUUCCUGCUGCUUUCAACAUGGCUGGAGGCGUCACAGCUGGAGUGACCCUUCAAAUGUGUAUGAUUGUCUUUAUCAUCACUGGGCUGGUGAUCUUGGCUUAUUGUUCUCAGGUGAGCAAUGAAACAACAUAUCAGGAGGUGAUUCGUGCGGUAUGUGGAAAGGCUCUCGGUGUUGUAUGUGAGCUGGCCAUUGCUGUUUACACCUUUGGCACCUGCAUAGCCUUCCUUAUUAUUAUUGGGGAUCAGUUAGACAAGCUGAUUGGCGCAAUAAACAGUGAGUCAGAGAAAGAGAUUAGUUUGCACUGGUACACGGAUCGUAAGUUCACCAUCACUUUGACCUCAGUGCUGAUCAUACUGCCUCUGUCCAUACCCAAGGAGAUUGGCUUCCAGAAGUAUGCCAGCACCCUGAGUGUUAUCGGCACCUGGUAUGUGACAAUCAUAAUCAUCGUCAAAUACAUCUGGCCUGACAAAGACAUUUCUCCAGGAAUCAUCCCAGUCAGCCCUGCAUCCUGGACCGACGUGUUCAAUGCCAUGCCCACAAUCUGCUUUGGUUUCCAGUGUCACGUCAGCAGCGUUCCUGUUUUUAACAGCAUGAAGAAGCCAGAAAUCCGGCCUUGGUGGGGAGUUGUGACAAUAAGCAUGAUCAUCUGCCUUUUUGUGUAUACAGGCACAGGUGUCUGUGGCUUCUUGUCAUUUGGCGCAAGCGUAAGCCAGGAUGUUUUGAUGUCAUAUCCAUCUAAUGACGUUGCGGUAGCCAUUGCUCGCGCCUUCAUCAUCAUCUGUGUUGUUACCUCAUAUCCAAUCCUGCACUUCUGUGGAAGGGCAGUGCUGGAAGGUUUGUGGCUGCGUUUUAAAGGAGAGGAGGUAGAGACAGAUGUGGCCAAAGAACGGAGACGGAGGAUACUGCAGACACUCAUCUGGUUUUGUCUUACACUAAUUCUUGCUCUCUUCAUUCCUGAUAUCGGACGAGUCAUUUCACUAAUUGGUGGUUUGGCUGCAUGCUUCAUCUUUGUUUUUCCAGGGUUGUGCUUGAUUCAGGCAAAGCUUUCAGAGCAUGAUGUCAGAACAGCCAGUUGGAAGGGAAUGGUGGUCUAUGGGGUCAUUAUGGUUACAAUUGGUGCUUUCAUCUUUGGCCAGACGACCACUAAUGCCAUCUACCAAGAUAUCAUCAAUCAUCCCAACAGCCCAUAGGAAGGGUUGCUGUGACCCCCAUGAAUACUGGGCAUGAAUAUGAACCGGUAGAGACAAACUAAAAACAUGGGAAUGAAGACUGUACAAAUCAUGUCUACCACUGACCUCUAUCACGUCUUCAGGAGACUGUUUUAAAUAUCUCGUAUUGUAAAGCGCAGCAGUCCCACAGAAGUCUAUACCUCUUGAUGUAGUGGAUCACCCACCAGCAUGCAGCAUCAAGCUCUCUGCUCUGGCUGUUUGUGAAUGGAGGACCCCUGUGAAGGACAUUGUUCUUCACCAUUUUUUCUGAAUGGAUAUGGACAUUGUGUUAAAUCUUCCGAUGUUAGAUCUUCCAAAUAUAUGUCCCUUUCUUUUGAAAUGUAAUUUUUUUUUGUCCAUGUUCUUUUUUAAUUUUUAUAUAUUUUUUUAAGAAACUGAUUUUAUGAAAGCCUUAUAUACUUGACAUUGCAAAUGUGGUCAGUGUUCAUGAUGUUUACCCUUAGAAUCUUAUUGCAAACUUUUUUUUGAUGACUUGCACUGCCAAACAUGUAAUUCUACAGAUCCAUAAGAUCUAAUAGUGUGUAUGUGUAUGUGUGUGUAUAUAUACCACUUUAGACCAGAAGUGACACUUAUUUAAACUGUAUUGCAGAAAAUUCUUGAUGAACGGUUUUAAUUUGUUGCAUUGUUAUUGUUUUAGGUACAUUUUCUGAAUGUGUUUUUCAUUAAGUUGUUGCUUAGGCCAAGGGUGCAAUAAUCUCUGAUUUUACUGAAGUUUACUGAUACUUGAGUGAAUAUAAUGAAAACUAGAUGAUUUACUGAAAAAGUUAAUUAUUUUGUGUUUAUUUUGUUUUGGGGGAAAUUCAAAAGUAUUGAAGUUAGUGUGAAUGAGAAUUUCUUCAGUAAGUUUCUUUGAACCAUUAUCUGAACAGUUUAAUUGAGUCACAUUGGUGUGCUGGUGACCCUUUCUGUACUACAUGUUCCAAUUCUCAACUGUGCAUACAUAUUAUGAAAAUUCCUCAUGGAUUUAAUCAGUAACACUAGAUGCAUGUUUGCUUUUCCACAAUCAUGUAUUAUUGUAUGUUUUACUGUUUCAGUGCAAUCACUAAAGGGAUGUUCCACGAUAAAUCAACAAACUGAUUCUGUGCUCCAUUCUGUGCGACUUAAAAAAUGCAAAAAAUAUUUAAAUAAACAGAAAAAGUAAAUGGUUGGCUACAUAA